AUGGCUACAAACAGUGGUCGUGGUAACCCAAUCGGUGCGACCGAGGGCCCAAGCAAGGUUGGCGAGGGUGCCCCUCCUCCUGUUUCCAAGGAUGUCAAGGACGCCGUGACGGCCGGGCAGGCGGGCGACACUGGCCUGCAUGCCGCUGGCCAAGAUGCGACCACGGCCCCGGCCGAGACCAAGGUCAAGUCGGCAAAGGAAUUAGAAAGAGAGCGCAAGAAGGCCGAGAAGAAUGCCAAAUUCGCUGAGAAGCAAAAGGCCAAGGCCGAGGCGCAGGCCCAGCAGGCUGCCAGCAAGACGAAGAAGGAGAAGGCACCAAAGCCUGUCGAGGAGCCGCUGCCCGAGUACGUCGAAGACACCCCGGUCGGCGAGAAGAAGCGACUCAAGUCUCUUGACGAUCCCCAAUUCAAGGCCUAUAACCCUGUCGCCGUCGAGAGCGCAUGGUACGAAUGGUGGGAGAAGGAAGGCUUCUUCAAGCCCCAGUUCAAGGCCGACGGCACCGUCAAGGAUGAAGGCCACUUCACCAUUGUUAUCCCCCCACCCAAUGUUACGGGUGCUCUUCACAUGGGUCACGCACUUGGCAACUCACUUCAGGAUACGUUGAUCCGGUGGAACCGUAUGCACGGCAAGACCACUCUUUGGCUGCCCGGUUGCGACCACGCCGGUAUUGCGACACAAUCCGUCGUCGAGAAGCGCCUCAAGAAGAUGGAGGGCAAGACUCGCCACGAUCUCGGCAGAAAGGACUUUAUUGAUCUCGUAUGGAAGUGGAAGGACGAAUACCAUGCCAAGAUCAACAAGGCCCAGAGGAAAAUGGGUGGUUCAACCGACUGGAGCAGAGAGGCUUUCACCAUGGACGAGAACCUGUCUGCGGCUGUCGCCGAGACUUUCGUCAAGCUUCACGAGGAGGGUAUUAUUUACAGAGCCAACCGCCUGGUCAACUGGAGUACUGAGCUGACCACGGCUCUGUCUAACCUCGAGGUCAUCAACAAGGAGCUGCCUGGCAGGACCUUGAUUGAGGUUCCAGGUUAUAAGAGCAAGAUCGAGUUUGGUGUCAUCGUGCACUUCAAGUAUCCUAUUGAGGGCACCGAUGAGACUAUCGAGGUUGCCACCACUCGUGUGGAGACUAUGCUUGGAGAUACUGGUAUCGCAGUCCACCCCGACGAUGAGAGGUACAAGCACCUCGUUGGCAAGAACGCCGUUCACCCGUUUAUUCCAGGCCGGCUCAUGCCCAUUGUCGCUGACAACUAUGUUGAGAAGGACUUUGGUACUGGUGCUGUCAAGAUUACGCCUGCCCACGACCCUAAUGAUUUCGCUCUCGGACAGAGGCACAACCUCAAGUUCAUCAACAUUCUCACUGACAAUGGUCUAAUGAACGAGAAUGCUGGUCCCUACCAGGGCCAGAAGCGCUUCGAUGUGAGAUACUCGAUCCAGGAUGCUCUCAAGGAGAAGGGCCUGUACGUGGACAAGAAGGACAACGCCAUGACUGUACCUAUCUGCGAGCGAUCAGGUGAUGUUAUCGAGCCCCUACUCAAGCCGCAGUGGUGGAUGAGGAUGAAAGAGCUUGCCGAGCCUGCCAUUGAGGUUGUGAGAAACGGCAGAAUAAAGAUCAAGCCCGAGACUGCCGAGAGGAGCUACUUCAGAUGGAUGGAGAACAUCAACGACUGGUGUCUGUCCCGUCAGCUAUGGUGGGGCCAUCAAUGCCCUGUUUACUUUGCCCAGAUCGAGGGUGAGAAGAACGAUGAGGCAAACGGCGAGCUCUGGUUCUCCGGCCGGACAGAGGAGGAGGCACGCGCAAAGGCCGAAAAGAAGCUUGCCGGCAAGAAGUUCACACUGAAGAGGGACGAGGAUGUGCUGGAUACGUGGUUCAGCUCUGGUCUCUGGCCCUUCUCUACCCUCGGAUGGCCUAACAAGACCCCGGACCUUGCCAACUUGUACCCCACCUCCGUGCUUGAGACUGGAUGGGAUAUUCUUUUCUUCUGGAUUGCUAGAAUGAUCAUGCUCGGUCUCAAGAUGGUUGGCGACAUUCCCUUCAAGGAGGUCUACUGUCACUCGCUUGUCCGCGACUCCGAAGGUCGCAAGAUGAGUAAAUCUCUCGGCAACGUCAUUGACCCUCUCGACGUUAUUCGUGGUAUCCCAUUGGAUGGUUUGAACAAGAAGCUCUUGGAGGGUAACUUGAAGGAUAGCGAAGUCGAGAAGGCUACCAAGUACCAGAAGACUGCCUUCCCUGACGGUAUUCCUGACUGCGGUGCUGAUGCUCUUCGCUUCUGCAUGGUCAACUAUACCACUGGUGGUGGUGACAUCAACUUUGAUAUCAAGGUUAUGCACGCAUACCGCCGCUUCUGCAACAAGCUCUAUCAGGCCACAAAGUACGUCCUGGGCAAGCUUGACCAGGACUACACGCCCCCGAGCUCGGGCAAGCUGACUGGCAAGGAAUCACUUGCUGAACAGUGGAUUCUUCACAAGAUGAACCAGGCCGUGAAGGAGGUCAACCAGGCCAUCCCCGACCGAGAGUUCAACACUGCCACCACCACCAUUUACACAUAUUGGUACAACCAUCUUUGCGAUGUCUUCAUUGAGAACUCCAAGGCGAUCAUCCAGGACGGCGCAGAGGAGGAGAAGCGUUCUGCCGUCAACACCUUGUACACGGCUCUGGACAAUGGUCUCAAGUUGAUGCACCCCUUCAUGCCGUUCCUCACCGAGGAGCUGUGGCAACGACUUCCUCGACGACAGGGCGAUGAGACUCAAUCCAUCAUGAUCGCCAAGUACCCCGUGUACGAGGCAGAGCUGGAUAACCCGGCUGCUGCUGCCGCCUACGAGCUUGUCCUGGGAUCAUCGAAGGGUAUUCGUUCCCUCAUGGCUGAAUAUGCCCUCAAGGACGAAGCCAAGGUCUUUGUACAGACAUAUGAUGAGACCGCCCACAAAACCGCUGUCGAUCAGGUGCAGUCCAUCAAGUCUCUAAGUGGAAAGGGUGUCACAAGCAUCGAGGUCUUGCCCAGCUCUGAUGCCCGACCGGCCGGCUGUGUCGCUUACCCUGUUUCCAGCGCUGUCACCGUGUUCCUGCACGUGAAGGGCCGCGUCGACAUUGAUAAUGAGAUUGAAAAGGCAAACAAGAAGCUACAAAAGACAAAGACGGCCAUCCAGAAGCAGGAGAAGCUUCUGAACGACGCUGCGUACCAGCAAAAGGCCAGCGAGACCCUGCAAGAGCAGGAUCGCAAGAAGCUUGCGGACCUCCAGAGCGAAGCUCACGGCUUUGAAGGCACCAUCAAGCAGUUUGAGGGUCUGAAGCUUGAGUAG
Pestalotiopsis fici W106-1 is the source of this 3294-nucleotide messenger RNA. RefSeq names its product Valine--tRNA ligase. The record is from RefSeq and is a predicted model, not a curated record. Lineage: Eukaryota; Fungi; Ascomycota; Sordariomycetes; Amphisphaeriales; Sporocadaceae. Gene Ontology annotation, molecular function: aminoacyl-tRNA deacylase activity; ATP binding; valine-tRNA ligase activity. The transcript has 4 exons. Gene Ontology annotation, cellular component: cytosol. The coding region runs from base 1 to 3294 and encodes 1097 amino acids. Gene Ontology annotation, biological process: valyl-tRNA aminoacylation.